This is a messenger RNA of Gaeumannomyces tritici R3-111a-1, 2462 nucleotides long. RefSeq lists its product as hypothetical. The transcript has 2 exons. Gene Ontology annotation, molecular function: protein binding. Lineage: Eukaryota; Fungi; Ascomycota; Sordariomycetes; Magnaporthales; Magnaporthaceae. The record is from RefSeq and is a predicted model, not a curated record. Bases 372 to 2009 code for a protein of 545 amino acids.
CCACGGUUGGUCGGUCAAUCAAUCGCGCCGCCAUCAUUGUUUUCUUUUUUUGCUGCUUGCGACGUGGACAAAGCCAUUCAGCUGCUGGCAUCGUUCUGCGCCGACGAGAUACUACCAGUUUUGGACCCUAGUGGGAGACGGACUCGCUAAAUGCGCUGUUAACCAUAAAUGAGUAUGGCUGCCGACUGAGUUCUAUCGCGGCGCUGAACAUACUUCCUCCUCCCUUCCCCAAGGCCCCAGCUGCCCCUCGCCCUCUUGUCAUCGCUUGAAACCAGCCAGCCCAGCCCGAUUCUCUAGCCGCCCGCAGAACCUUGCCGUCUCGACCGCCUUUCCUCAUUGCCGCAUGCCACGCGCCUAUCGCUUCUACCCGCAUGAACCGCAGCGAUAUCGCACCCACAUACACCAUGAGUUCCACCAUCGACCCAUUUGCAGCAGACCAGCAGCCCAAGCCGAAGCCGAAAAAGCCCUUGUUCAAACGCCAAGCCAAGGCAGCCCCCAAGACCCAGUCCGCGCCCGCCGUUCCCGAUGCGAACAGCCCCGUAGUUGAAAAGGACGACGAGGACUUGGCGCUGUUCAAGCAGUCGAAGCACUUCUUCCCUGUCAUCCUUAGGGAUCAAGAUGAGGAGAGGGAAGCGGAACUGAGGAAAUCACAAGACCGAUCCGCUUCCGAGGCGCGCGAGAGGAAUCUCCAAAUACGUGACAAAACUGAGGGCUCGGAUGACGACAUCUACGAUGCCUCGCCGCGCGCCAGUAAUCGCAAGCGCCGUACCAGUAGUAGCCACGACCGGCCCAUCACCCCGCCAUCGAGCAAGCGAAACCGAACCAAUCCCGAAUCCCGCACAAGAGAUUCGAGCGGACGACUGGACAAGGGCAAGGGACUCGCCGCACCGUACAGCCUGGCGACGCCGACAAAAGGCUCGUUUUAUGGCAGCCAUGCGGCAGGUCUCGACGACUCGGAAGAUGACGCGACCGACCGCAAGCGACUGCUUCCCACCCCACGCGGGGGCGUCGGCUCAAGAGGUGGGCUAGGGAAUGGUGCAACGCCGACGAUAAGCCUUGAUGAUUCGGAUGAUGACAACAAGGCUGCCAUCAUCAAGAAGCCAUCAGAAUCUGACGAUGACAUCGAGGAGAUUCCGCCGGCUACGGAGCCCGAAGACGACCAGUUUGCGCACUUUGUGGCCCAGGCAGAGGCGCGUCGGGCCGCGCAAAGGAAGGCUGCGGCCGCCAAGGAGGCGACGGCAGCCGCGGGCGGACCUGUGCCGGUCGAGGAUCGUGUCGUGACCAUUAUCGUGACGUCGCGGCUGGGAGGGCCCGACAUGAAACCGAUUCAGUUCAGGCGCCGCGUGUCGGGCAACAUCAAGGCCGUCCGCGAUUGCGUCGGGGCCUUUGCGCCGUCGCGCGGCCGGCCCCUCACGCCCGCCGAGCAGGAGUCUCUCUUCGUCACAUGGAAGGGCCGCAAACUGUUCAACCAGAACACCAUCAUGUCACUCGGCGUCAUACCCGACGAGGACGGCGUCCUGCGCCGCACCGCCACGCCCGACGGCCCCGGCAUGGGCCGCCAGGACGAGAGCGACGGCUACACCGAGGGCGGCGCGCUGCACUUCGAGGCCUGGACCGAGGAGGGCUACGAGGCCUGGUCCAGGCAGCAGAAGAAGAGGCACCGCCGCGAGCUGGGCGAGCCGGUCUCGGACGACGAGGAGGGAGCCGACGCCGAGGCCGCGCGCAACGGCGCGGCGGGGCCCGAGCAGUCCGCCAAGAGCGGCGGCGGCGGCGGCGGCGGCAGCAGGAUCCGCAUCAUCAUGAAGUCCAAGGACCACGAGCCGGUCAAGACCUCGGUCGCCCCGACCGACACCGUCGCGGACCUGAUACUGGCCUUCCGCACCUGCCGCCACGUCGGCGCCGACAAGCAGGUCGAGAUCCGCUGGGACGGCGACAAGCUCGACGGGGAGACCACCAUCGAGGAGGCCGAGAUCGAGGACAAGGACACGGUCGAGGUCUACGUCAGGUGAGCCGCGGGCCGCCGGGGCAGGCCACAACGAUGGACGGGGGUCCCCAUCAUAUUGUAUCCCAUUGCCUUCCCUAAUAACUGCAAUGCUCAUGUUUUCGCCUUGUUUUAUCACGAUGUUUAUGAAGGAAUUCAAAAAUGGGGCGUUUCUCUUCCCUUAUUACCUAUUUCCCAGCGCAGUGUGGCUGUCACGCAUUUUCAACAUGAUACCCCUGAGCUCCUCCGCGCCUGAUUACAUCUCUGCACGUUGUCUGAUCUCCAGGCUCGCAUCUGGCGCUGCAUUUGAGCAAAUCAUUCUAUUUUUCGUCAUAGGAUCGUUUAAGCCGAAAAAAGCCGGCCUGAUUCGUCGUCUCUCAAUGGAUAGCUGAGGAACGACUCAAAGAGAAAACAAAAUCACGGAACACACGAGUGCCAACCCGGAACGCCCCAUACGCCUUCUCCCCAUGCAGUGCGUUUC